AUCAAAAGUUAAUAGAGCCCCACCAAAAAAAUGAAGAUGUCGAGUAUGAUCAAGAUAACAAUGAUGAUGGGAUUGGUAGUAGUUGGCGUGGGAGCAAAGACUGUGACUGAGUGUCAAGAAACAGACCGUCUGUCCCAUUGUCAAAACAUUAACAAUAUGGCUUGUACUCGUUGUGUCUUUGAAUGUGCUUCUCCUCCAUCUUUUCAGUAUUCCGACACAAGGGUCGAUGAAGUAGACCAAAGAGUAGUAUGCUACCGGAAUUGCGAUGUGGGUUGUGGCACUGACAAUGCAUGCCACGAACGUUGUAAGAAACGUUGUGGUUACCCACCCUCGAUGAAUGUUCAUCAGUGAUUUGAUGAGAUUCAAGAGUCCUAAACUUGUGGAACUUUUGUUGAAUUAUUACUCUUGUGAUUGAACUGUUUAUUUCUUGAUAUUUUUACUUGUUGGGAUGUAAUUGGCAUGAAAAGAUUUAUAUAACCAUACUAAAAUAAAACCUAAAGCCUAAAACUUAAGUAUGUACUUGGUUAAUUUUUGAAAAAGACGAAAUAUAGGAAAAGGAAAAAACUAACAGGC
Molecule: messenger RNA, 573 nt
Organism: Thlaspi arvense
Lineage: Eukaryota; Viridiplantae; Streptophyta; Magnoliopsida; Brassicales; Brassicaceae
Source: the annotation of a GenBank genome assembly